Actinia tenebrosa (Australian red waratah sea anemone) is the source of this 2294-nucleotide messenger RNA. RefSeq lists its product as uncharacterized. The record is from RefSeq and is a predicted model, not a curated record. Lineage: Eukaryota; Metazoa; Cnidaria; Anthozoa; Actiniaria; Actiniidae.
UUCUGCGCGUCCUUGUUCAUUUGAUAUCUCAAAGAAAUACUCUUAAUUAGAAGAGUCUAAAUAACCGAGUGUAUCUUUGGAAACUAAAAAUGGAUGGAAAAGUUUCCAAGUCGAAUAAGUUAACUGCUUCAACGAUAGUCGCCAUUGUUUCGUUAGUCGCUCUCUUGCUGUGCUGUGGUGAGUUUAUACGAAUCGAGAUGAUUCUGAAGCAACAAAACACGAAAAUACAACAGUUGGAGAACAAGAUGACAUUUCAAGCAGUCAAUGUCGACAACAUGGCUGCAAACAAAGGAAAUAACCUCGAACGACUCGCUUUGGACGUUAAGAAAUGUUGUGGAAGGACCAAGAAACGAAUACAAAGGAGUGUUGACGGGAAAGACUCACUAUUGCAGGAAGAAACUAACGAUACGAAAAGUGUUAAACUGACCAAACUGAUCGAGCAGCAAGUGAGCAAAGCUAUCUCUGCUAAGAACUUUAUCGCUAUACGAGGGAGAAGAGGCAGAAGAGGACCCAGAGGACCACCAGGACCCAUGGGUAAGCCAGGUAGAACAGGCAAGCAAGGAGUACCGGGACUGAAAGGUGAUCCAGGACAAAAUGGAGUUCCCGGUCCUCGAGGCAUGCCGGGACCGAAAGGGGACCGCGGUCCUUCGUUAGAACAUCCAUCAGUUGUCAUCUCUCCCCCUCAUUUGAUCGUCAAUGAAAGCAAGUCUGCUAUCCUGAAUUGUUCUGCUAAAGGAUAUCCAAGACCAUCCAUUGUGUGGUCUAGAGUCAAUGGUUUGAURCCCACGAAUGCAUUCAUAUUGAAUAAUACUGACCUUGGGAUCCAAGAGGUUACACCUCUUGAGUCAGGUAUAUAUCAAUGCCAGGCUUCUAAUAUUCUUGGUAAAGUACAGAAGACAGCAAGAAUUGAAAUAAACUUUAGUCCUAGAGUUAAUCUAAACAGAGGACCUGUGCGUGCCAAGCAUGGGAAUAAUAUAACCCUUCCAAAGUGUCACGUGACAGGACACCCCGAACCUAAAGUCACGUGGUAUAAGGCUGUUGGUUUGUUAUCAAAAACACGAACCGUUAUCAAAGACGACAAGCUAUCGAUAUCAAACUCAGCCAUAAAUGAUUCUGGUACAUAUUUGUGUAGAGCAGAAAACCUACUUGGAUCAGCCGUUGCAGGGACAAUGAUAGUCGUAAUACCAAUACCAUUAUUUGUGAUCAAACCACCUGUAGAUUUAGAAGCCUUCUUUGGAACCAAUACUGUAUUAAAUUGUUCUGCUAAAGGAGUUCCUGAACCUCUGAUAAAAUGGAAGAAAGAAAACGGCCAUCUUCCAGCUGGACGACAUGAAGUGAAAGAUGGGUCUCUUGUUAUUAAAAAUGUUGCCAAAUCCGAUUCUGGUGUCUACGUGUGUACCGCUACGAGUGGUGGAGUUGCUGACACGGAAGCUAAAACACGAAUAAACAUUGUCUACAGCGAUUGUGAAGAUGUCUACAAAUCAGGCGAAAGACGUAGCGGUGUGUACACAGUAAAACCCGACAGUCAAGGACCCUUUCAAGUGUACUGUGACAUGACCACUGACGGAGGGGGGUGGACAGUGUUCCAGAGAAGAAAAGAUGGAUCUGUUGAUUUUUAUCUUGGAUGGCAGCAGUACAAAACAGGUUUUGGAAACCUGAAUGGCGAGUUCUGGUUGGGUAAUGACUACAUCCAUCGCCUGACAAAAGGUAGAGCCUCGACUCUACGUAUAGAACUGAGACACCGGGAUGGAACGAUUGCRUAUGCCAAAUAUGGUAGUUUUAGUGUUGGUUCYGCAUCAGACAAGUACAGACUGAAGGUUGCCUCGUAUUCGGGUACUGCGGGAGACUCACUAAMAUACCAUAAUAACAUGCCUUUCAGCACAAAAGAACAGGACAACGAUCCUAGCAGUUAUUAUAACUGCGCUUURUUUACYACUGGGGCGUGGUGGCAUAAUAAUUGUUUUCGUUCAGGUUUAAAUGCUCAAUAUUUACCUAACUCAGCGACCAAACAAGGUAUUAGUUGGUUAACGUUGAAAAACCAUUUCGGAGCUCUCAGGUACUCGGAAAUGAAACUGCGUGCUAAAUAAAAAACACUGUGACAUUCAAAAGAGAAGUUGRCUUAGUGUAAGAUAAAUAAGGUUAAACAUAUAAAUUAGCAGCUUCUAUGCUAUAAAAGAUUGACAAYAUAUAUCUACGUAACUAUAUAUCUAUUAUAUUUCUUUGCUUGUGUUUAUCAUUUUUUAUCAAAUAUCAAACUUCUACAUUUCCUCUUCAAGAACGAGUUUUGAAGCUGU